AUGCUUGGGGCUGACACAAGUCCUGAUGGUCACACUUAUGCUUGUGUUAUACGUGCGUGUGCUGACAACUUUGAUUAUGGUACGCUAAGGCGUGUUCAUGGAGGUUUUGUGGCUACAAGAUUAGGAUUGGACCCUGCUUGUUGCAGCGCCCUUGUGUCUGCUUAUUCAAAACUCGGCCUUGUUCAUGAAGCGCGUAGAGUGUUCAAUAGGAUCACCGAAUCAGAUAUAGUUUUAUGGAAUUCGUUGAUUUCUGGCUAUGGGAGCUCUGGUCUGUGGGAUGUUGGGAUGCAGAUGUUUAGUGCGAUGAAACUUGUCGGGAAGAAGCCUGAUGGAUAUACCCUGGUUGGGUUGCUUGUGGGUGUUGUAGAUUCUGGGGUGCUGAGCAUUGGCCAAGGAUUACAUUGUUUAAGUCAAAAAAGUGGGCUUGAUUCUGACUCUCAUGUUAGUAGUUUGCUGGUGAGUUUGUACUCGAGAUGUAAGUGCAUGGAUUAUGCAUAUAGGGUCUUUUGCAGUAUACUGAAUCCUGAUUUGGUCACAUGGUCUGCUCUUAUUAUGGGGUAUUCUCAGGCUGGGGUGUAUGAGAAGGUGUUGUACCUUUUUAGGAAAUUAAACAUGGAAGACAGGAAGGCAGAUACUGUCUUGGUUGCCAGUGUAUUGGCUUCUAUUGCUCGUACGACAAAUGUAGGACUUGGGUGCGAGGUACAUGGUUAUGCUCUUCGGCAUCGAUUGGAACUAGAUGUCAGGGUCUCCUAUGCUCUAAUAGAUAUGUACUCAAAGUGUGGUUGCUUGCAGUUGGGAAUUAGUGUUUUCAGGAUAAUGCCAGUGCGGAAUGUUGUUUCUUAUAAUUCUAUAAUUUUGGGUUUUGGCUUGCAUGGAUAUGCUUAUGAGGCUUUUAAGGUAUUUGAUGAGAUGCUGGAGAAAGGAUUGGUACCUGAUGAAGCCACAUUCUCUUCUCUGCUUUCUACCUGUUGUCAUGCUGGCCUCGUCAAAGAUGGUCGGUCAGGAGAUUUUCCGGAGAAUGAAGGAGGAAUUUGGCAUCAGAGCUAG
Molecule: messenger RNA, 1047 nt
Organism: Vigna radiata var. radiata (mung bean)
Lineage: Eukaryota; Viridiplantae; Streptophyta; Magnoliopsida; Fabales; Fabaceae
Product: putative pentatricopeptide repeat-containing protein At1g64310
Exons: 1
Coding region: 1-1047 (348 amino acids)
Biological process (GO): RNA modification
Molecular function (GO): protein binding; RNA binding
Source: RefSeq, a predicted model, not a curated record